GCUAGAUGGCAGUAAUGUGUCAAGUUUCCGACGAGUGGAAGCCGCGCGAGACCUGGAAGGUCGAGAAGAAGAGAAAGAGGGAGGUGGAGCGCUGUCAUGGCGGCCAAGGUGGCGAUGGUGGCCGUCCCAACGGUACUGGGAAUCGCUUCCAUUCGCGUGUACAGGACAAAUGAGGAGCCUGUGGAUGGGCUGGUGCCUCGAUCAAAGCUGAACAUCUACACCCCGCUGCCAGACUCAGCCCAAGCUACAUUUGUUCCAGAGAGUCCAGGAGUGAUUGAGAGAGGCGUCAGCGUAACCAGACAGAGCAUCGUGCCGCUGGUCCAGGCUGUGAAGGAUGCCUGUGUGUAUGUGAAAAAAGGAAGCGUUAAUAUCUACCAUGGAGGAGAAGAUGUGUACUACUACUUGAUAGAGCCUCCUCCGGAGUUUCUACCCAGGUUUGGUACCAUCACCAUGGCUGGUCUGCUAGGCAUGUUCCUGGCUCGGAAAGGCUCGCGUUUUAAGAGGUUAGCUGUUCCUCUGGGCUUGAUGAGUGCAGCAGCGUCUGUGUGCUACCCCGCUCAGGCCGUGGCUGCGCUUAAGGUGACGGGAAAAAAGGUGUAUGCCGCGGGGCGGUGGAGCGGCGCCGUCGCAUCUUCGCUGCUCGCCUCCAAGAAGCCCGUUUCCACAGAGAUCCUGGCUUCGCAGCCACAGGCAGCUACAGAACCAAACCCGGAGUCGGCCCAGGAUGCUUCACUCCAGAGCCCUGUCAUCACAGAGUCAGAUAUGUCUGCUCCUGCCUCUUAUGAGCCCGUCGUUGCCGUCACAACAGAGGAGGAUUCAUCAGGAACGCUUACAGAAAUAUCUACCCAUCAGCCCCCAACAGAGCCCAGCUCAGGUCUUCCUCCCUGUGCAGGCUCGUUUGGGGAUUCUUUGCCUGGAGAGACGCUCAUCUCUCCUCCGUCUGAUGAAUCGGCAUCUCCUGCGAGAAGCGAGGAGGAGCUGAAUGAAAAACAAGCUUUUGACGAUGAUUCGGCUGAGUCUACAGCUUACACACAAACUGAGGCAACGGAGGAGGUUCCAGUUGAGUCUUCCUCGGAAAUCUCUGCAGAUGUUGAGUCCAGACCUCCUCCGUCAGGAACGUCAGAUCCAGAAACUUCGGAUGCGCCAUCAGAUCCUGCUGGUGAUUCAACCGAGCCUGUAAUCGAGUCAGAGCCGCAGCAGUCAUCCACUCAACAGCCGGCCACAGAAAGCAGCAAAGAGGGCUCUGGUUUCAAGCCAGACCCGGCUCUCAUGGACUUCGGCCAGUCCAGCCCUGAAGAUGAAGACCUGUACAGCACGCGCAGCUGAGGAGCCAACCCCCGUCUGGCUGCUGAACACUAGGACUCCUAUACUUCUCUGUUAUCUGUCCAUCUGCAUUUCUGCAGGAAGCAUCCACAUGUUUUUGCAUUGCAGCAGCAGCAGCAAAGCGUCUGUGUUCUAACAGGAAGGAAAUGUUAAAAAUAAACACCUGCACACGUCAGAAAUCACUGAUUGUUUAACUGUCAGUUUGUGUCACUGAUAGUAUGUGUUUUUAGGCUUUUUUUGGAAGUACGUCACUAAGUAACGAAUUUAAGAUCAACAGAAAAUUCUGCAAAAGUGCUCAUAAAGUCAGAGAGAUGGAUUAGUGCUGCUGCUUUUUGUUAUGGAUGUAAUUAUCUUCCACAGUAAUCUAAGAAGCUACAAAUAUAUCUGUAUUUUAGUUGACUUUA
Oryzias latipes (Japanese medaka) is the source of this 1727-nucleotide messenger RNA. RefSeq names its product apolipoprotein O-like (gene apool). The record is from RefSeq and is a predicted model, not a curated record. Lineage: Eukaryota; Metazoa; Chordata; Actinopteri; Beloniformes; Adrianichthyidae. Gene Ontology annotation, cellular component: MICOS complex. Gene Ontology annotation, biological process: cristae formation.